GGAAGAGGCCGGAGAGAUCAGCACAGCAGGGUCCUCCAGCUCCCAGCUCCUGCCGCCGGUGCGGCGGCGGGACCGAACGCACAGCCUGGGGGCCGAUCCGGGACGGCCGGACCUCCCUGUGCAGGCAGGGCCCGUGUCAACGCCCCGGCAGCGGAGUCGGCCCGGAUGGCGGGCUCUAAUCCGGUUAGGGGGGAUUAGCGAAGAGGUUUAAAGGCCGGAGCGGCACGGAGAACGGGUGCGGGCGCGCCGGAGAGGAAGCGGUCGCCGCCGACCAGCGGGGCAACUCGGACGGCAGCGUUGUAGACGAUGCCAGCCAUCAACAUCGAGGACCUGAGCGAGAAGGACAAACUGAAAAUGGAAGUGGAGCAGCUCCGGAAAGAAGUGAAGCUGGAGAGGCAGCCGGUGUCCAAGUGCUCCGAAGAGAUCAAGAACUACAUCGAGGAGCGGUCGGGCGAGGACCCGCUGGUGAAGGGGGUUCCCGAGGACAAGAAUCCCUUCAAGGAGAAGGGAGGCUGUGUCAUCGCUUAGAAGAACGGCCCCUGCGCCUGCCCCCGGAGCAGACAUUGCUCCUGUACCCCUACGGAGUCACUAGCGUGUCCCUACCGCCACCGGUCCGUGUUGAACGAGCACAGGAGCGGAUUUCUUGUUAUUUUCUAUUUCUCCUUACAAAAAUACAGAAACGCACCCGAAAGCUGCCGAGAUCCGCGCAGGCCGCUCAGCAGGGCCGGCUGUGCCCUGCUCCCCGGCGGGCCCGGCUCCUGUCGCUGCGCGGGGCCCUUUCGCCACCCGCUUGUCGGUCGCUUCAUGGCUGUUCGUUGGCAUUAAAGAAAACCUGCCCGUAA
Chiroxiphia lanceolata (lance-tailed manakin) is the source of this 842-nucleotide messenger RNA. Its product is annotated as guanine nucleotide-binding protein G(I)/G(S)/G(O) subunit gamma-11. The record is from RefSeq and is a predicted model, not a curated record. Gene Ontology annotation, molecular function: G-protein beta-subunit binding. NCBI's taxonomy places the organism in Eukaryota, Metazoa, Chordata, Aves, Passeriformes, Pipridae. The transcript has 3 exons. Gene Ontology annotation, biological process: G protein-coupled receptor signaling pathway. The coding region runs from base 307 to 528 and encodes 73 amino acids. Gene Ontology annotation, cellular component: heterotrimeric G-protein complex.